AUGUUUGGCACGACAAAUUCAAAAGCUGACGAGGUGAUGGAUUCACUCUGGCUUGCGGCAUCGCAAGACUUAUUCGGCAUCGUGCCAUUUCUGGUGACCGCCGGAGUAGUCUUGUUGACUGCCUUCAUAUAUCAAGUCUCGUUCUCCACCGACAUCCCUCACAUCAAAGGCCUGCCCGAGAUACCCGGCGCAGUGCCCAUCUUCGGCCACCUCCUCAAGCUCGGCGAGGACCACGCCACUGUCUGCGAGAAAUGGUGGCGGCAGUACGGCCACUCGGUCUUCCAGGUAAAGCUGGGAAACACAAGGGCGGUGGUGGCGAACUCAUUCGACGACUGCAAAAAGAUGCUGCUCGGGAACCAGAACGCCCUGGUCGACCGGCCGAAGCUGUACACCUUCCACGGCCUCAUCAGCAGCACGCAGGGGUUCACCAUCGGCUCGUCGCCGUGGGACGAGUCCUGCAGGAAGAAGCGCAAGGCAGCCGGGGCGGCGCUGGGGAGGCCCGCGCUGAGGAACUACCACGCCAUGUUCGACCUGGAGAGCUACUGCAUCCUGCGCGACCUGAGGAGGGACGGCGGCGGCGGCGAGGCCGAGCUUGACGUGCGGCCUUAUAUCCAGCGCUACGCCCUGAACACGACGCUGACGCUGUGCUACGGCAUCCGCAUGGACAGCGUCUACGACGAGCUGCUGCGCGAGGUCCUCCAGGUCGGCUCUGCCAUCUCCCUCCUCCGCAGCGCGUCCGAGAACUACCAGGACUACGUGCCCAUCCUGCGGUGGGCGCCCAACAACGAGAAGAGCGCCCGCGGCAGGGAGCUGCGCGCCAGGCGUGACGCGUAUCUGGGCCUGCUCCUCGACAAGGUCCGGGCCAUGAUCCGCGAGGGCACCGACAAGCCGUGCAUCUCGGCCGCCAUCCUCAGGGACGAGGAGACCAGGCUCGCCGGCGCCGAGGUCUCGUCCAUCUGUCUGUCGCUGGUGUCUGGUGGCUUUGAGACGAUCCCCGGCACCCUCACUUCUGCCAUCGGAUCUCUCUCGACGCCGGAGGGCCAGGUCUGGCAGGAUCGCGCCUACGAGGACAUCAGGCGAUGUUAUCCUGAUAUGCGUGAUGCCUGGGCGGAUAGCUUCAUCAAGGAGGAGGUUCCGUACCUCAACGCCAUCAUCAAAGAGGCCGGGCGGUACUACACGGUCAGCUCCAUGAGCCUUCCGAGAAAGACAGUGACAGCGGUCAACUGGAACGGCGCCGUGAUCCUGCCCAAGACGAUGGUCCUGAUCAAUGCACAGGCAGGAAACCAUGACGUGAGUCAUUUUGGAGCGGAAGCGGGCAGGUUCGACCCCGAAAGAUGGCUGAAGGGCAUCGACCCACCCGAGGAGCGCGACAUGACCGGCCUACAACACCUCAGCUUCGGCGCCGGCUCCCGCGCUUGUUCCGGCCAGGUCAUCGCAUCCAGGCUUCUGUAUACAGCUCUGCUGAGGCUCCUAUCCGCCUACAAGAUUGUGGCUAGUGAUGACGCACCGCCCAACACUGACUAUGUGGAUUACAAUGAGGUGAAGUCGGCGCUGGUGGCGAUCCCCAGGCACUUCAAGGUUAAGCUCAUCCCGCGCGACCCUGAGAAGACUGCCGAGUGCCUGCAUCUGGCGGAGGAAAGGACUAGUGAGCAUUAUAAAGAGUAG
Messenger RNA from Diaporthe batatas, 1665 nucleotides. RefSeq lists its product as uncharacterized. The transcript has 3 exons. Gene Ontology annotation, molecular function: monooxygenase activity; iron ion binding; heme binding. The coding region runs from base 1 to 1665 and encodes 554 amino acids. NCBI's taxonomy places the organism in Eukaryota, Fungi, Ascomycota, Sordariomycetes, Diaporthales, Diaporthaceae. The record is from RefSeq and is a predicted model, not a curated record.